GCGUGGCCCCGGAGGGGUGGGGCCUCCGCUGCGGACCGAAGCGAGAUGGCGGCCACCGAGGGGGUCGCGCAGGGGAGCGAGCCGGGUCAGUCGGAGCCACCACCUCCCCAGCCACACCCCCCACCCGCUGUGCAACAGCAGGAAGAGGAGAUGGCCGAGGCCAGAGAGGUGGUGGCGUCCCCUAUGGACGAUGGGUUUCUGAGCCUGGACUCCCCCACCUACGUGCUGUACAGAGACAGGGCAGAAUGGGCUGAUAUAGAUCCAGUGCCACAGAAUGAUGGCCCCAACCCAGUGGUCCAGAUCAUUUAUAGUGAAAAAUUUAGAGAUGUUUAUGAUUAUUUCCGGGCUGUUCUACAGCGUGAUGAAAGAAGUGAACGAGCUUUUAAACUAACCAGAGAUGCUAUUGAGUUAAAUGCAGCCAAUUAUACAGUGUGGCAUUUUCGGAGAGUUCUUCUAAAGUCACUUCAAAAGGAUCUAUAUGAAGAAUUGAACUAUAUCACUGCAAUAAUUGAGGAACAGCCAAAAAACUAUCAAGUUUGGCAUCAUAGGCGAGUAUUAGUUGAGUGGCUGAAAGAUCCAUCUCAGGAGCUUGAGUUUAUCGCUGAUAUUCUUAAUCAGGACGCAAAGAACUACCAUGCCUGGCAGCAUCGGCAGUGGGUUAUUCAGGAAUUUAAACUUUGGAAUAAUGAGCUUCAUUAUGUAGACCUACUUCUCAGAGAGGAUGUGAGAAAUAACUCUGUUUGGAACCAAAGAUACUUUGUAAUUUCUAACACCACUGGCUACAAUGAUCCUGCUAUAUUGGAAAGAGAAGUCCAGUACACUCUGGAAAGGAUCAAACUAGUACCACAUAAUGAAAGUGCAUGGAACUAUCUGAAAGGGAUUUUACAAGACCUUGGUCUUUCCAAAUAUCCCAAUUUGUUAAAUCAGUUACUUGACUUACAACCAAGUCACAGUUCCCCCUACCUAAUUGCCUUUCUUGUGGAUAUCUAUGAAGACAUGCUAGAAAACCAAUGUGAGGACAAGGAGGACAUUCUGAAUAAAGCACUAGAGUUAUGUGAAAUCCUAGCUAAAGAAAAGGACACUAUAAGAAAGGAAUAUUGGAGAUACAUUGGGAGAUCUCUUCAGAGCAAACACAGCACAGAAAAUGACCCAGCAACAAAUGUACAGCAAUAAUACAUACCAUCUAGAAGAACUUGAUGGAAGGCUUCUAUUUUGUUUUUAAAGACUGAUGCAGGAGUGUAAAACUAGAGUGAACAUUCCCUUUGCCUGUGGUGUAAAGUAUGCAUUACACAGGCACUGCUUUUUAACAAGAAUUAUGUGUGAUACUCCUUGGGUGCUGCUGCUAUUCAGACUAGUUCUAAGUAAUUCGAUUCUUUUAAAGUAAUUCUGGGGGGUGGGGGGCAGGAAAAGAAACAAAGUCCCACAAAAGAACUUUUUUUUAAUCUUACCAACAUUUACUCUAAUCCCUUAGCAUCUGCUCCAUACACAAUAUAUGUACCAGAAUUUGCAGCAAUAAUGAUUGCAGGUAACUUACGUGCAACGGAUGUGAGGUGACUUCAGUUUGGUUAAGGAAGGGAUGCAGUUGUUACAUUGGAGCUGCUCUGCCACACUCACAGUAUCUUGCUAUCACUGUAACCAACUAAUGCCAAAAGGAUGAUUUUAUAAUAAAAUUAUAGAUCCUAAAACAAA
Messenger RNA from Erinaceus europaeus (western European hedgehog), 1689 nucleotides. It is a transcript of the gene FNTA, whose product is annotated as farnesyltransferase, CAAX box, alpha. The record is from RefSeq and is a predicted model, not a curated record. Gene Ontology annotation, biological process: protein geranylgeranylation; protein farnesylation. The coding region runs from base 46 to 1173 and encodes 375 amino acids. The transcript has 9 exons. Gene Ontology annotation, cellular component: cytoplasm; CAAX-protein geranylgeranyltransferase complex; protein farnesyltransferase complex. Lineage: Eukaryota; Metazoa; Chordata; Mammalia; Eulipotyphla; Erinaceidae. Gene Ontology annotation, molecular function: protein farnesyltransferase activity; CAAX-protein geranylgeranyltransferase activity.